AUGAAGAAACUCAGAAGAACCCAAGCCAACAAACUGGACGUGUUCAUCAAAGGCCACCUCCUGCCAUACAAGGAGUUUCGAAGGCAGGUCAAUGAAGCCAUUGACAUCAUCUGCACUUUCCUGAAGGAGACGUGCUUCCCAGAGGCCGCCCACCCUGUUCGGGUGUCCAAAGUUGUGAAGGGCGGCUCCUCAGGCAAAGGCACGACCCUCAAGGACCUCUCAGAUGCUGACCUCGUCGUCUUCCUCACCAAUCUCACAAGUUUUCAGGAGAACUUUAAGCACUGAGUAAGAUUCAUCAAGAAAAUUAGGAGACAGUUGGAAGCCUGUCAAAGAAAGAAAAUGUUUGAAGUGGAGUUUGAGGUCCAGAAGCGGCGAAAGAGGAAGUCACGUGCUCUCAGCUUCGUGCUCAGGUCCUCUUGGUUCUGCCAGGGGGUCAAGUUUGAUGUCCUGCCCGCCUUUGAUGCCCUGGCUAAGCACUCCCAGUCACAAGGUCAGGUGACUGAAGAUUACAAACCUGACCCUCAAAUCUACGUCCAGCUCAUCCAAGAGUGCGAGAAACUAAGGAGAGAGAGCGAGUUCUCCCCCUGCUUCACAGAGCUGCAGAGAGCCUUCCUGAAGGAGCGUCCGACCAAGCUGAAGAGCCUCAUCCGCCUGGUGAAGCACUGGUACCAACUGUGUAAGAAGAGACAUGGGAAAAAACUACCCUCACAGUAUGCCCUGGAGUUGCUGACUAUCUAUGCCUGGGAGCAGGAAGGCUCAAAAACAAAAUUCAGGACAGCUGAAGGAUUUCGGACUGUUUUGGAGUUAGUCCUGAAGCAUCAGGACCUCUGCAUCUACUGGAAAAAGUAUUAUGACUUUGAAAACCAUGUUAUUAGACAAUACCUGAGGAGACAACUUGAAAAACCCAGGCCUGUGAUUCUGGACCCGGCUGACCCAACUGGAAAUGCGGCUGGAAAUGUGAGCACGGAUAACACCUGCUGGCUACUGCUAAAACAAGAAGCUCAAAACUCGUUGCAUUCUCUCAGGGAGAAUGAGUCACCCGGACCAUCUUGGAAUGUUCUGCCUGCGCUGCUCUACAUAACCCCAGGCCAUCUGCUAGAUAAGUUCAUCAAGGACUUUCUCCAGCCCAACCAGACUUUCCAAGACCAGAUCAAGAAAGCUCUUAAAAUCAUCUGUUCAUUCCUUGAAGAAAAUUGCUUUCGACAUUCAACUACAAAGAUUCAAGUUAUCCAGGGGGGGUCGACUGCGAAAGGCACAGCUCUGAAGACUGGCUCUGAUGCCAGCCUCGUAGUGUUCGCAGACUCGCUGAAAAGCUACACUUCCCCCAAAAACGAGAGCUGCAACAUCAUCAAGGAAAUCCAUGAGCAGCUGGAAGCCUGUCAGCAGCAGAAGGAUUUUGAAGUGAAGUUUGAGAUUUCAAAAUGGAAGCCUCCCUGGGUGCUGAGCUUCACUCUGAAAUCCAAAGUCCUCAAUGAAAGUGUUGACUUUGAUGUGCUGCCUGCAUUUAAUGCCCUGGGUGAACUGAAGUCUGGCUCCACACCCAGCCCCAGGACCUAUGCUGAACUCAUCUAUUUGUAUAAACCUUCUGAUGUUUUCCUGGGGGGAGAGUUUUCUGCAUGUUUCACGAAGCUACAGCGCAAUUUUGUUCGCUCCCUGCCCCCAAAACUGAAGGAUUUAAUCCGCCUGGUGAAGCACUGGUACAAAGGGUGUGAAAGCAAGUUGAAGCAAAAGGUGUCUCUUCCCCCUAAGUACGCCUUGGAGCUGCUCACCAUCUACGCCUGGGAGAAGGGGAGUGGGGCACAGGAUUUUGACACAGCUGAAGGUUUCCGGACGGUCCUGGAGUUGGUCAUACAAUAUCAGCAUCUCUGUGUCUUCUGGAUGGUCAACUACAGUUUUGAUGAUGAGAUUCUGAGGAACUUCCUCCUGACCCAGAUCCAGAGAACCAGGCCUGUGAUCUUGGACCCAGCCGAUCCUACUGGCGACGUGGGUGGAGGGGACCGUUGGUGUUGGCAUCUUCUAGCGAAAGAAGCGACUGAAUGGUUGUCUUCUCUCUGCUUCAAAGAUAAGUCGGGAUGUCCCAUACAACCGUGGAAAGUGCCCAAAAAAGAAGAAAGUGUGACGAUGGAGCUCAGAAAUACCCCGGCCAGCUCUCUAGACAAGUUGAUCAAAGGCCACCUCCUGUCAAACACGGAGUUCCACAAGCAGGUCAAAAGAGCCAUCAAAAUCAUCUGCACUUUCCUGAAGAAGAGGUGUUUCCGAUUUCCCCCUCGCCCAGUUCGGGUGUCCAAAGUUGUGAAGGGCGGCUCCUCAGGCAAAGGCACGACCCUCAGGGGACGAUCAGAUGCUGACCUCGUCGUCUUCCUCACCAAUCUGACAAGUUUUCGGGAACACUUUGAGCGCCGAGGAGAAUUCAUCGAAGAAAUCAGGAGACAGCUGGAAGCCUGUCAGAGAGAGAAAAGAUUUGAAGUGGAGUUUGAGGUCCAGAAACAGCAGAAUCCCCGCGCUCUCAGCUUUGUGCUGAGGUCCCCCAAGCUCAACCAGGUGGUGGAGUUCGAUGUCCUGCCCGCCUUUGAUGCCCUGGGUCAGUUGACCAAAGGUUACCGACCUGACCCUCAAAUCUACGUCCGGCUCAUCCAAGAGUGCGAGAAACUGGGGGGAGAGGGCGAGUUCUCCCCUUGCUUCACAGAGCUGCAGAGAGCCUUCCUGAAGGAGCGUCUGCCCAUGCUGAAGAGCCUCAUCUGCCUGGUGAAGCACUGGUACCAACUGUGUAAGAUGAAGUAUGAGCAUAAGCUGCCCCCACAGUAUGCCCUGGAGCUACUGACCAUCUAUGCCUGGGAACAAGGAAGCUCCAAACCAAAAUUCAGCACAGCUCAGGGAUUUCGGACUGUUUUAGCAUUAAUCCUAAAGCAUCAGGACCUCUGCAUCUACUGGAAAAAGUAUUAUGACUUGGAAAACUCUACGAUUAGCCAAUACCUGAGGAGACAACUUGCUAAACCCAGGCCUGUGAUUCUUGACCCGGUUGACCCGACUGGAAAUGUGGCUGGUGGAGAGCCACAGAGGUGGCAGCUGCUGGCACAGGAGGUUACAGUCUGGCUCAAGUAUUCGUGCUGUGAGAACUUGGAUGGGAAGCCAGUGAGGACCUGGAAGGUGCCGGUGAGAACUCCUAAUUUCUUCUGUGACCUGAUACUGACGGCAUGUUGA
Budorcas taxicolor (takin) is the source of this 3201-nucleotide messenger RNA. Its product is annotated as 2'-5'-oligoadenylate synthase 2-like. Gene Ontology annotation, biological process: defense response to virus; negative regulation of viral genome replication; regulation of ribonuclease activity. Lineage: Eukaryota; Metazoa; Chordata; Mammalia; Artiodactyla; Bovidae. The record is from RefSeq and is a predicted model, not a curated record. Gene Ontology annotation, cellular component: nucleoplasm; cytosol; membrane. Gene Ontology annotation, molecular function: 2'-5'-oligoadenylate synthetase activity; double-stranded RNA binding.